This is a messenger RNA of Pecten maximus, 1287 nucleotides long. RefSeq lists its product as uncharacterized. Lineage: Eukaryota; Metazoa; Mollusca; Bivalvia; Pectinida; Pectinidae. Bases 38 to 1195 code for a protein of 385 amino acids. The record is from RefSeq and is a predicted model, not a curated record. The transcript has 6 exons.
CAGAAAACGUUAGACAACGAUUACAUUUUCAUUCACCAUGAUGUCGCCUUGUACGCUAAGAAUAUUAGCAGGAUGGACAAUCACAAUUUUAGUUUGUGUAUCGUUUACUUCAUCCGCAAUGCUACCAAAAUCGAAUGUUGAUGUUUUAAACAGGUUGGUAAGAGAGAAGUUAUUCAUGAAGGUAAUACCUGAAUUGGAGAAUGUCCUUACUACAAUUAAGGGAGUACAAGCGUCGACAAUGGCUUGUAAACAAAAUAUUAAAAGAAGCUAUACACCAUGUGCCAAUUGCAUAGAAAACCAAUGUGCUCGUCGAUACACCGAAUGCAAGAUUCAAUCAAGGAAGAAAGUCAACUUGUGUGACAUCGUGGAAUAUGACCAGAGGGCGAUAUGUUCAUUGACUGUCAAUACUGAAAAAUUCAUGCUUAAUGUUGUCAAAGAUAUAAAAAAUAAACUAGGAGCAAAUCUGCGGUAUGCUAUCUAUGACAUGGGGUCCCUGGUGGAGAAGUUUAUUGUAAAAAUGGGUAACUAUGCAAACGGUUGGAAUUCGAAUGCUGCCUUUGCUGUUAAGAAUGCUAUAAAGCAGAUUCAGACUCGAUAUAACAUAGAAAAUGAACGUUGGGUGUCUGAUAUAAAUUUCCUUUCGCCAGAGGAAGAAAUUUUGAGGGAUAUGGCAUCAGCAAUUAACCUUGGCAUGAAUAAGCUUGGAGCCAGUGUACCAAACACAGGAUCUUUUUCGUAUGACCUCUCAAGAACCCUUGCUGAUUUACUUAGCGUGCAUUUCAAUCUUGGGAGAAAGAAAAGAUCUCUUGCAUGUAAAACACUUGCCACAGGGUCGACGUCAUGUCUGUUUUUUCGUAAAAAUUGCGGUUCGUGCAUGAGAGCUCCGACCUCUAACUCGUUGAAUGUUGCGUGUGGUGUUGGCUAUGUAGCUAGCACCAAGCGUUUGGUAGAUUCAUUGACAAGAACGACGCAGAUAUUUGAAGACGUUCUCUCCCGGAUUGGAUUUGUUCAGUCGGCGUUUUAUACCACAAAAUCUUUACAAGGUCAAGAAAUCAAAUUUCCAAACACGAAAUUUACUGCCUCUAUCCAAGGGAAACCGACAUUGGUCUAUGCGGAUUUCUACGUGUUCAAUAUGCCAAAAACAGCAGGAGAACUGGCCAAUAAGAUCUGGGCUGAAUGGCAAAAAACAGUUUAAUCUGAAAAAAUCAUGAAAGACUUGUGUGUGCAUUUGAAAGACAACCGAAAUCAAAUUGAUCAGUAUAAAAUAAAAACCAGUACAUUUGCAUA